AUGAUUCUUCAUCAUCAUUCAGAUACCUCUGAUGAUGAUGAAGAAUCAUUCAACCAAGCCUUUGGAAGCUUGCCAUGGCUUUCAUUACCAUUUAAAGACAAAAAAUGCGAGAAGUUGAUUAGGUACUUUGAGCUCUCGACCCUACCCACUCUGGUCAUUAUCGGUCCUGAUGGGAAGACUCUCCAAUCCGACGUUGCUGAAACCGUCGAGGAGCACGGCGUUGCAGCUUACCCAUUCACUCCAGAAAAGUUUGCAGAGCUUGCAGAGAUACAGAAGAAAAGGGAAGAAUCUCAGGCCUUGGAGUCAAUCUUGGUUUCAGGGGAUCGAGAUUUCGGCCUUGGAAAGGAAGGAACCAAGAUUCCAGUAUCAGACUUUGUAGGGAAGACUGUCCUCCUUUACUUCUCGGCACACCGGUGCCCUCCUUGCCGCGCAUUCCUGCCAGUGCUAAUGGAGGCAUACGAAAAGAUCAAGGCCAAAGACGAGGCCUUUGAGUUGAUCUUCAUUUCCAGCGACAAGGACCAAACUGCCUUCGACGAUUAUUUUGCUCAGAUGCCGUGGCUGGCGCUCCCCUUUGGCGAUGAGAGGAAGAAAUCCCUAAAUCACAAAUUCAAGGUCGCUGGAACCCCCACACUCAUAGCCAUCGGCUCAACGGGCCGAACGCUGACUAAAGAAGCAAGGGAUCUUAUAUCGGACCACGGGGCUGAUGCUUGUCCUUUUACCGCUGAACAUAUCAAGAAGUUGGAGGAAAAGUCGACUAAGAACGAGCUAGAUGAAGAAGAAGAAGACUAAGGCGAUAAAGCAGCUGGGGAGGAGGCAAAAGAAGGAGAAGCCGGAGAAGGAUGGGUCUGUGAUGGUGAAGUAUGUUAUAAAGCCUAAAAGUUACUAGUCGAUCUGUUUUCUAUGACUCGCUUGAAGCAGUUUGCUCCUUUUUCUGUGAGUGAUGUGUCUGAGCUUGACCUGCGAAGGUUCUCGUAUAUGGGAUGUACAUUCAAACUUUAGUGUGUUAUUAUGACUGAGAGUUUGCUGUCGUAAUAAAAUCUUUAUUGUAUACAAGCCAUGUGCCAAGCAGCGCAGUAGGCUCAAAUAGUCUGUGAUUGGCAUUCUCCGUACAAGUAGCUCCGGCUCUCCUUAUGGAGAUACAGCUUUGAGAUUUGCAUGCC
Molecule: messenger RNA, 1160 nt
Organism: Syzygium oleosum
Lineage: Eukaryota; Viridiplantae; Streptophyta; Magnoliopsida; Myrtales; Myrtaceae
Product: probable nucleoredoxin 1
Exons: 2
Coding region: 1-789 (262 amino acids)
Molecular function (GO): thioredoxin-disulfide reductase (NADPH) activity
Source: RefSeq, a predicted model, not a curated record